UUUGGAAGAAACAUUUCACACUAUACAACUGCCACUGUCACUCCCACUGUUAGCUACUUACAAAAGAUUCAAUCUUUAUUCAACUGGAUAUGUCUGAUUUCACCAAUCUGUUUCCGUCCUUGUAUCCAUCAGAAUCAUCAAACUCGGAUCUUGUCAACAAUAGAACCACCACCACCGCCGCCAAUAUUGAAAUAGAAGAAGAGGUUCAUUUGGCUUCAAGCAAUCCCAAAAAACGAGCUGGUCGGAAGAAAUUUCAAGAAACCCGCCACCCUGUUUUCCGCGGCAUUAGGCAGAGGAAUACCGGCAAGUGGGUUUGCGAAGUCCGGGAGCCCAACAAGACAACCAGGAUUUGGCUUGGAACUUUUCCGACAAUCGAGAUGGCGGCGAGGGCUCAUGACGUGGCGGCGCUAGCUCUCAGAGGACGAUCGGCUUGUCUUAAUUUCGCCGACUCUGCUUGGAGACUUAGGAUUCCGACAUCAACAGAUCCGAAAGAGAUUCAGAGGGCUGCGGCUGAGGCGGCGGAGGAAUUUCGGCCGUCACGUGUGACAGAGGAUGUCAUGAAUUUUCCGACCAACGAGAAUGUGGGAGACGACGAUUCGGUCUUAGGUGGCGGUGAACAGGUGGGAUUCUGUGCUGACAUGGCAGAAGGGCCUAUGUUAUCGCCACCUCGUUAUAGUACAGAGGGAUGUUAUUUCAACGAUAAUGAAGUGGACUUCUAUCAUGAUCUGACACUGUGGAAUUAUUGAGCUUAAGUAAUUAUUAAUUAUAGUUUAGUAAAUUUUGUACAAGUUAAAAGUUAUAUCAACAGUAAUUUUAUAAGCUGUUUGAAAUAACUUGUACACAAGUA
This is a messenger RNA of Impatiens glandulifera, 847 nucleotides long. Its product is annotated as dehydration-responsive element-binding protein 1E-like. Gene Ontology annotation, biological process: regulation of DNA-templated transcription. The record is from RefSeq and is a predicted model, not a curated record. The coding region runs from base 90 to 746 and encodes 218 amino acids. The transcript has a single exon. Gene Ontology annotation, molecular function: DNA binding; DNA-binding transcription factor activity. NCBI's taxonomy places the organism in Eukaryota, Viridiplantae, Streptophyta, Magnoliopsida, Ericales, Balsaminaceae.